Messenger RNA from Miscanthus lutarioriparius, 1110 nucleotides. Lineage: Eukaryota; Viridiplantae; Streptophyta; Magnoliopsida; Poales; Poaceae. The record is from the annotation of a GenBank genome assembly.
AUGGCUGAUACAACACCUCAACUGUUCCAGACCCAACCAAGCGGCGGCGGCUCCGAGAAAGGAGGCGACGACAGCAGCAGCGUCAUCAUAUCCACCCUUCCUACGAGGGAAGGGUGGUGGGCCGCGCCGCUCUUCCGUCUGCACGGCUGCUGGCUCACGGCGCGACUCGCUAGGAGCGUCGAGCUCAUGCAAGCCGAGUUCAAGCCGCGCCCCGACGACGUCCUCCUCGCCACGUUCCCCAAGUCCGGCACCACCUGGCUCAAGGCUCUCGCCUUCGCGCUCAUCAACCACUCCCGCCAUCCGCUGCCUGACCGGACCCUCCGCCCGGUCGCGGAGCUCGAGGCGGUCCCUUCCCCGAGGCUCCUGUGCACGCAUCUCCCGCCCGCGCUGCUGCCGCCGGGCAUGUUGAUGACGAGCUCCCGCGCCGUCUACCUGUGCCGAGAGCCCAAGGACGUGUUCGUGUCCUAUUGGCACCACGUCCGGACCCUGAGCCACGAGUCCCUCGUGGAUUUCGACAAGGCCUUCGAGCUGUUCUGCGAGGGGGUCUCGGUCUGUGGGCCUGUCUGGGAGCACUACCUGGAGUACUGGAAGCUGAGCAAGAAAAACCCUAGCAGUAGCAGGGUUCUCUUCCUCAAGUACGAGGAGAUGAUGGCGCAGCCUGCCAAGCAUGUCAGGACGCUCGCCGAGUUCCUGGGCGUUCCGUUCACCGAGGAAGAGGAGAGCGGCGGAGUCGUGGAGGAAGUGGUGAGGCUGUGCAGCUUCCAGAACCUGAAGGAUCUAGCUGUGAACACGCAUGGAGUGUCCGGUCAGAUCGGUGCUGCCGUCGCUAAUCCCGUCAAGAAUUCCUUGUGGUUUCGGAGUGGCAAGGUAGGACUUAGGAGACUGGGAGAACUACCUGACGCAGGAGAUGGCACACAGGUUGGAUUGCAUCGUUCAGGAGAAACUCAAGGGGUCCGGCCUCACCUUUAUGACAGGAAAAUUUCCUGCGUUCCAAAGAGCCUAAACUAUGUUUUAAAAAACCUGUCAUUGUUAAAAAUUGUCGGUUUUUUAUGUAUCAACAUAUGUCACUACAUCCUCAUUGGGUCUCACAGGAGUGCCGUGUGUGCCUAG